AUGGAUAAGAAAACUAAAGCAGUGCAACUGAAAAAGAGGAUCGCCCUGGAGAACAUAAAAUCGCUGGAACGGUUCCAGGCGAAAUAUUCGAGUGAUGAUGCCAAGCAGAUUCCGGAGGUGUUAGAAGAUCUGGCGAAACAUAAGGAAGAGUUUUUCACCGCAGUUUCGAAACUGGAAGAGCUUGAAGAUAAAGACGAAGCGGUCGAAGCCAGCAUAAUGGAACGGAUCGACAUUGAAGAACGCUGUCGCAAGCUAAAAUCAUUUCUACGGGAAAGACAGCCAAAGGAAGAAGGUUCGCUCAACGAUACAACGGGCUUGGCUUCCUCAACGCUUGCAUUCGGUCGACCCGACGCGCCAAAUUUACGUUUGCCCAAAAUCGAACUUCCAACAUUUGACGGAGAUCACACAAAAUGGCUUUCUUUCCGAGAUCGCUUCAUCGCAAUGAUCGAUGCUUCAGCCGAGCUUCCAUCUAUCGCGAAGCUACAAUACUUACUGUCAUCGUUGAAGGGGGACGCGGCGGUACCCUUCGAGCAUACACCUUUAACGGCGGACAACUAUUCGGUUACCUGGGCGGCGCUUCUUAAACGGUACGACAAUUCUCGUCUUUUGAUUCGCGAAUACUAUCGCAAAUUGCACUACCUUCCGGGAGUGCAAUUGGUGUGCGUUGACAAGCUCACGCACCUGGUGGAUGAAUUCACCCGCUUCGUCAACGGGUUGAAAAAGCUGAACGAACCGGUUGACUCGUGGGACACACCCCUCUCAAACAUGCUGCUGAUGAAGUUGGAUCGAGAGACAUUGUUGGCUUGGGAGAAACAUUCCGUGCACUUCACGACGGACAAAUAUAAGGAUGUGAUCGACUUCGUGCAAGAUCGUAUCCAAAUCUUGAAAUCGACCAACAACUUCGUGAAGGAUCAAGCAGCUAGUGGUAUCAAGGUGGCCGGUCUCAUUCGUCAACCAGGGCAACGGAGAUUCAUCGCGAAUGCAGCUACAUCUCGCUCGGCUCCUGCUGCAUCGACUGCGCACACCCAACAGCCAAAGUGUCCAUUGGAGUGUUCCGAAGACCACACACUGCGCAACUGUCCAGUGUUCAUCGCCAAGGAGGUCCAACAGCGACGGGACGUCGUCGCAUCGAAGCGGCUGUGCUGGAACUGUUUGAGCAGCAAUCAUCAGGUUAGAGCGUGCAAGUCGGAUUAUUCGUGUCGCACGUGUCGUGAGCGUCAUCACACACUUCUACAUCAUUCACCACCCUAUGCUCCACCCGCAACGGUAACAUUGUCAGCUCAGUCGAAUGAAGACAAUGUGUUUCUGGCGACGGCAAACAUCCAGAUCAAGGAUGACUACGGGAACACCCAUGAAGCAAGGGCGUUGUUGGAUUCGGGAUCCAUGUCGAAUUUCAUCGCUGAGGAGUUCGCACGGAAACUGCUGACGAGUCGCAAAAGGGUCAACGUCGCUGUAUCGGGCAUCGGCAAUGCAGUACAGCAGAUCAAGGGUUCCAUCGUCGCUACCGUUCAGUCCAAGACACAACCCUUCGCAACGGAGAUGACUUUCUUGGUUCUGGACACGCCAUCCGCAAACAUCCCUACAUCACCAACGGACGUCUCUUCAUGGAAAAUGCCGGACGUGGCAUUGGCGGACAGCACCUUUAACAGUCCGGGGCAAAUCGACAUCGUCAUCGGAGGCGAUACGUUCUGGGAGCUCCACACCGGUCGCAAGCGCUCUAUCGGUAGAGGCAAACCGUGGCUGGUCGAAACCCACUUUGGUUGGGUUGUCACCGGCAACACUCAUCAUUCGUCAGUCGGUCCGCGGCUGUGCCAUCUAUCUGCAUACGACACCCCACUGGAGGAGACCAUGCAGCGGUUCUGGGAGAGUGAAACCAUAGCCGAGGAUCCUGUGCUAUCGGUUGAGGAGAAUGCUUGCGAGAAGCAUUUCGCAGCAACAACUGUUCGCAACUCAAGUGGAAGGUAUGUCGUUAGUUUGCCAUUUAACUCCAACCCUAAUAUCGUUUUAGGAGAGUCGAAGGAAAUAGCCGAUCGCAGACUGCGUUGUAUCGAACGGCGGUUGAACACCAAUGCUAAAAUGAAAGAAGAGUAUGUUAAAUUUAUGAAAGAAUAUGAGCGUUUGGGGCAUAUGAAGCGGCUUACCAGUCCUGCAAACGAUUCGGUAGAGCAUUACUACCUCCCACAUCACGCUGUCAUUAAGGAAUCAAGCACAACCACGAAGGUGCGUGUCGUGUUCGAUGCAUCCUGUACGACUUCGAGUGGUUACUCAUUGAACGACAAACUCUUAGUGGGACCAGUCGUUCAAGAAGAUCUUUUAUCGAUUAUCCUUCGGUUUCGUUCUCGUGCCAUUGCUCUCACUGCAGACGUAGAGAAGAUGUAUCGGCAAAUUUUACAUAGCCCUCAUGACCGUAACUAUCUGCGCAUCCGGUACAGAGAACAUCCUGCAGAUCCUAUAUCGACAUUUGAGCUACAGGCGGUUACGUACGGCACAGCCUCUGCUCCAUUUUUAGCAACCAGGACCCUAAAACAGAUUGCUCUUGACCACAAGGAAGAGUAUCCUUUGGCAAUGAACGCGGUCAUGAAUGAUUUUUACGUAGAUGAUUUGCUAACGGGUACCGAUGAUUUGUCCGAAGCAAUCGUUAUACAAAGGCAAAUCUCAGACAUGCUAAAUUCAGCUGGCUUCACGCUGAAGAAAUGGGCAUCGAACCGCUCCGAAGCAUUGAAGAACGUUCCUUCUGAAGAUGUGGCGGUACAACUCACGCACGAGUGGAAGAGCUCGAAACAAGUAUCCACGUUAGGCAUCGUUUGGGAACCGGCAACUGAUACACUACGGUUUCGUAUUGAGAUACCACCUACAAUACCCAGCAUGACGAAAAGGUUAAUUUUGUCAUAUAUCGCCAAGAUAUUUGAUCCCCUCGGUUUACUGGGCCCAACGAUCAUCAUCGCAAAGAUGUUCAUGCAGCAACUAUGGGCUCUCAAGAUUCAUGGAAAGGCAUAUGACUGGGACAGCGAGCUACCAUCGCACUUACAGCAUGAAUGGUCGAAAUUUCACUCUACACUAUCUUCACUACGCAAUUUGACAGUCCCACGGUACAUAUCGCAAUGCACGGCAACAAGUCUGCAAAUUCAUAUCUUUGCUGACGCAUCACAAAUAGCAUAUGGUGCUUGUUGCUACAUUCGGGCUGAAAGCAUGGAAGGAGUCACCGUGCAGCUGCUAACAGCCAAGUCAAAGGUCGUUGCGUUAUCCAAUUCACAUUCCAUAGCUCGAUUGGAAUUAUGUGCAGCACGACUAGCCACACUUCUUUACGAGAAAGUCCAGCAAUCACUGAAAAUUCCAUGUUCCAGGCUUCCAGGCCUGGAAGCAUGUUCCAGGCUCGGACAAUCCAGCAGACGACAUUUCGCGAGGUUUAACGCCGGAAAAGUUGCUAGUGUGUGAGCGCUGGUGGCACGGGCCACAUUGGUUAGCACGCAACUCGGAAGAAUGGCCACAGAACACACCAUCACCAAGCGAAGAUGAGCGCGCAGAAGAAGAAAAACUAUCGUCACGGGUUGCAAGCACAGCAUUAAUCUGCGAAUUUCGAAACAGUUUGUUCUCACGAUUUUCGAUCUACCACAAACUGCAAAGAGUUGUUGCACAUUGUUUGCGCAUUAUACAAAACGCAAAGCGCCGCGUAGGAAACAAGGUCCAUGCUAAGGAUAUCCCACCGCUCACUGUAGACGAACUCAAGGCGGCAGAACUCAAGUUGUGUUAUCUUUCGCAACAAGACACCUUUUCCGAG
Messenger RNA from Anopheles gambiae (African malaria mosquito), 3778 nucleotides. RefSeq lists its product as uncharacterized. The record is from RefSeq and is a predicted model, not a curated record. The coding region runs from base 1 to 3435 and encodes 1144 amino acids. The transcript has a single exon. Lineage: Eukaryota; Metazoa; Arthropoda; Insecta; Diptera; Culicidae.